AUGGCUGGUACUCCUAAAUCAAUCAAAAAUAAGAAGAAUGAUACCAAUAGUAUAAUUGAUGGAAAAUCAUUAACUAGAACUAUAUCGGUGGAAUCAAUUGCUCCUAAGAUAUCUCAAUUGUUCAAGAGAAAGAGAAAGAGACCAUUGAAUGAAGAUGAUUCUGUAACUUCUACUCCAGCUGAUACCCCUCGUGAAUCAGACGCUGAGGAGGAUGAUUCUAUUCCGGAAGCUUAUCAUAGUAAUAAACAUCAUCACCAUCAUAAUAAUAAUAAUAAUACUCAUAUAAAAUCCCCAGCUACUAAGAGAAGAAAAGUUAAGACUAAAGAAGAAGAAGAAUUUGAAGAAAAUGAAAAAAAAUUAGAUGCUGAAUUACCUGAAGAAUUAAGAAAAUAUAGACCAGCAGGGUUUAAAUUUAAUUUACCUCCCAAGGAUAGACCGAUUAGAAUUUAUGCUGAUGGUGUAUUUGAUUUAUUUCAUUUAGGUCAUAUGAGACAAUUAGAACAAGCCAAAAAAUCAUUUGAAAAUGUGGAAUUGGUUUGUGGUGUUCCAUCUGAUAUUGAAACUCAUAAAAGAAAAGGUUUAACUGUGUUAUCGGAUCAACAAAGAUGUGAUACUUUAAAACAUUGUCGUUGGGUUGAUGAAGUUAUUCCAAAUGCUCCAUGGUGUGUUACUACUGAUUUUUUAAAAGAGCAUAAUAUUGAUUAUGUUGCUCAUGAUGAUUUACCUUAUGCUUCAGGAGAUUCUGAUGAUAUUUAUAAACCAAUAAAAGAAAAAGGAAUGUUUUUAACUACUCAAAGAACUGAAGGUAUUUCUACAUCUGAUAUAAUAACUAAAAUCAUUCGUGAUUAUGAUAAAUAUUUAAUGAGAAAUUUUGCUCGUGGAGCAACAAGAAAAGAAUUAAAUGUAAGUUGGUUAAAAAAGAAUGAAUUAGAUUUAAAGAAACAUAUUAGUGAUUUUAGAACUUAUUGGGAAAAGAAUAGAGAAAAUUUUAAUAAUGUAUCUCGUGAUUUAUAUUUUGAAAUUAGAGAAUUUAUGAGAGGUAAGAAAUUCGAUGUUCAAUCAUUCUUAGAAAGUUCAAAUCAAACUAAUAGUGAUUCAGAAGAUAAUCAAUCAAGAGUAAGUUCUCCAUUAACUGAUUUUGCUGCUAAAUAUAUGGGAAAUGCCAAUAAAGAUUUAAAUGGAAGAUCAAUCUUUGCUAAUGUUAGAGAAUGGAUUAUUCGUGAUGAUCAUGAUGAUUUUUCCAAUGAUGAUGAUGAAGAUAAUGAGACUAUGGUAACUAAGAGUAGUGAUAAGAAAUUAACCAAAAUUGAAUCUAAAGCCAGUAAUAAAUCAACUACUUCCUCUGCUACUACCACACCUAAAAAGGCAAGAAGAAGUUCCACUACUAAGAGAGUCAAAAAGGAAUGA
This is a messenger RNA of Scheffersomyces coipomensis, 1407 nucleotides long. RefSeq names its product choline-phosphate cytidylyltransferase (gene PCT1). The transcript has a single exon. Bases 1 to 1407 code for a protein of 468 amino acids. Lineage: Eukaryota; Fungi; Ascomycota; Pichiomycetes; Serinales; Debaryomycetaceae. Gene Ontology annotation, biological process: CDP-choline pathway. Gene Ontology annotation, molecular function: phosphatidylcholine binding; choline-phosphate cytidylyltransferase activity. The record is from RefSeq and is a predicted model, not a curated record. Gene Ontology annotation, cellular component: nuclear envelope.